UGUUUUUUGAGGAAUUAAAGAUUCAUAGAAAAUAGUGUCGUUUCAAAUGUAGUUGCAUAGGUUGGUUGAGUCGUUGUAAUAAGGUAGGAAAGGGGAGGGCAGGAAUGGCAGGGAAAGGAGGAGGGUUUAACAUGAGAUAAUGGUGUUCUCGACAGAAUGGAGCACUCCACAGAAACCAAGGAAGAUUUGCUUUAAUCUCGGAAUCUCGGGUCUAUUUAUUGGUAGAUAGCUGAAUGAAAUGACAACCGAAUAGACCUCACUCUAAGCCAAACUUAGUUUGCAGCUGUGCUCGUGUGCAAGCUGAGCUGUCACAGGAAUCUCUGAACUCAGAUGGGUCAGGCACUGUGGAGGCUGCCACCCAGACAACAGCAGCAGCUUCAGGAAGAGCUUGUGGACCGACUGGCUGACACAGGAAGAGCCAGACAAGAGCAAGGGAGGGAUGUACGGCCACUUCGAAGAAUCCCUCAACAUUGCUAUGGCCCCGACAUCUACCAUCUUCUGAAAACACGCAGAGGAGGUAAAGAACAAAAUGGUUUUAUAGAUUUGGAAAUGCUACCACCAGAGUUGGGAAUCACCAUCUUGUCGUAUCUGAACGCUACUGAUCUAUGUCUGGCCGGGUGUGUGUGGCAGGACCUCGGACAUGAUGAAUAUCUGUGGCAGGGCCUCUGCAAGUCCACAUGGGGUCACUGCUCCAUCUACAACAGAAGGCUGCCUGCUGGUUUCUCGUAUAGAAGACUAUAUCUACAGCUAGAUGAAGGCAGCCUUACGUUCAACGCCAACCCGCAGGAGGGUAUCUCUUAUUUCAUGUCGAAAGGCAUACUCGUGGAUCACCCCAAAGAGCAGGCCAAGUUCAUCUUUUACACCCGACGGCUCAACUGGAAGAUGCUGAGAAUUUACCUAGAUGAGAGGCGGGAUGUUUUGGACGAGCUGGUGACCCUUCACAACUUCAGCAAUCAGUUCCUCCCGAAUGCUCUGAGGGAUUUCUUCAGACACAUUCAUGCACCCGAGGAGAGAGGAGAGUAUCUGGAGACACUCAUCACCAAAUUCAGCCACAGGUUUUGUACCUGUAACCCGGGUCUUGUCCGAGAGCUGGGUCUCAGUCCUGAUGCCGUGUAUGUGCUGUGCUACAGUCUCAUCCUGCUGUCCAUUGAUCUGAGCAGCCCUCACGUCAAAAACAAAAUGUCCAAGAGGGAAUUCAUCAGGAACACUCGCAGAGCAGCCCAUAACGUCUCGGAUGACUUUGUGGGCCAUCUCUAUGACAACAUUUAUUUGAUUGGCCACGUGGCUGCGUAGUUCAUCUUACCGGCUGUCUAUGUCGAAAUCCUGAUAAUGCACUGAAGAAUAGGAACCGGUGGGUCGGUUCCUAUGUACUGUAUCUCUUUGAAAUAUUUAUACCGAAUUUUUCAAACAAAUACAACGUAGCCACUGUACUGUGUGAGAGAUGCUGCCACCAAAUUGAUCUGAAUGUUCUGAGAUUUGGGAAAAGGACGAUGGGUUGAAUUGAAAACCACGAAGAUAAGCUCUGA
Messenger RNA from Hippocampus zosterae (dwarf seahorse), 1526 nucleotides. It is a transcript of the gene fbxo8, whose product is annotated as F-box protein 8. The coding region runs from base 331 to 1293 and encodes 320 amino acids. Gene Ontology annotation, molecular function: guanyl-nucleotide exchange factor activity; protein binding. The record is from RefSeq and is a predicted model, not a curated record. NCBI's taxonomy places the organism in Eukaryota, Metazoa, Chordata, Actinopteri, Syngnathiformes, Syngnathidae. The transcript has 8 exons. Gene Ontology annotation, biological process: regulation of ARF protein signal transduction.